This is a messenger RNA of Aspergillus homomorphus CBS 101889, 807 nucleotides long. RefSeq lists its product as uncharacterized. Bases 1 to 807 code for a protein of 268 amino acids. The transcript is spliced from 2 exons. Lineage: Eukaryota; Fungi; Ascomycota; Eurotiomycetes; Eurotiales; Aspergillaceae. The record is from RefSeq and is a predicted model, not a curated record.
AUGGCGACGAUUGCAACGACAGUGGCCUAUGCCUCGGUCCUGACUGCGUUGCAUUUGGCUGCCUUGGACUUGACUGCCUGGACGGCGAAUGUGGAGGUCCAAGGUGCCACAAGGUUUUCGAUUGAGUCAUGGUUCUCCGCCAUUGAGGCUGCAGAAGCAUCAGAUACAACCACUUCAGCGGCUGCUAGCACCUCCACCGAUGCUACCUCGUCGAUUAUGUUCAUGGUUGCGAAACGGAAAACAACGGGCCCUGCGCAGAUCAUUAACAACCCGUUUCCUAGCAUCGAGGGAUAUAUCUCGAGCUCUGCUAAGCUGUCCUCAGCACCUUCGUCCUCGUCCUGGAUUUCAGGCUCCAUGGGCCAACAUGGCUCCUUCCUCUCCAAGAUUUCUUCUGUCCGGCGAUCUCCAACCGCCUAUGUGAUCUCUCCCACCGGACACACCUACACGAUUGAUGCCAGUCACAGUGCCUCAGCUCCUGCUGUCUCUCCACUUCAUAGUUCUUCAUCUCCGGGGCGUGCUUCCUCCGUUCGUGCUCUACACUCGCCGGCCGCCUCCGAUUACCGCUUCUUCUCAGUGGCCGCUGUUUCUGCCGCUACUGCUCAAUCUGAGACACAGAAACUUGAACCUCAUGGAGUCGAAUCUUACAGUUCCGCUCACACCGUCCACCCUACCUCGACCACUGCUUCUAUCCCUUCACCCACAACAUCGUCGGCACCUUUGUCAUUCGCCAAUCCCUCCGCCCAUAACUCUACUAUCCCUCGGAAAGCAUCGACAUCAAGCAGAAGCUCAAGAAUUCCUGGGCGAUAA